AUGUCUCCGCGAACUCGCUCCGCCGACUCGAAGAAACUCACCGCUCAGGCGAAAGCGACAGGAUCGCGGGCUCGAAAGACCAACAAGGUAACCAAGACGCCAAAUUCGAGCAAGGCGGCUUCCAAAUCAGGCGGCGAGGCCCCGCUGUCCGCGAAGGAGCAGAAGCAACUCGAGCUGUUGCUCCGGAGACAGUCAGUUCAGAAAAAGAGUAAGGACGAGGAACAUCAGGCGGGGGUGCGCAAGAGGACGGCUGAGAUGACUCGCAAAGAACAAGGAUCGGAGGAUGAACAUGAGGAACAGCCCCGUAAGAAAGCAAGGCAAGCUCGCGGUUCCGGCGGCGAGGGCGAGGGCGAGGGCGAGGGCGAGGGCGAUGGCGAUGGCGAUGGCGAUGGCGAUGGCGAGGCGAGGGCGAGGGCGAGGGCGAGGGCGAGGGCGGUGGCGAUGAAGGAAGUCCAGACAGCGGUAGUGAGCUGGACAUUCGCAUGGAGAGCCCUUCUCCUCCUGCUCGGUCCGGCUUACAGGCGGUUGAAGAAUCCCGAGCCGGACACGAGGAAGGGAGAUGCCCCGUUGACCGAGGAAGAGCAGCGCAUCGCACAAGCUAUCGCCCCAAAGGGCAAGGCUAAAGAAAAGCCUGCGUCGAAGAAGUCGGUAGUCAUUGAAAGCCCGGAGGCCUCGGAGCAGGAGAACGUGUCUGUUCGCUCGGGAUCGGCAGAGAAGGAGGAUAGGUCUAGGCAGGGGGGAAAGGGGAAGGAUGUUGUGCGCGGUAAGAAGAAGGCGUACGUGGAGAUCAGCGUUACAAGGGGCAAGAAUACGUCCAAGUCCAAGAUAGUCGCUUCAAGUUCGGAAGAUGAGCAAGAUGACGAUGACAAGGUGGACGAGCUCGAAUCAUCGGACGAUGACGGUGGCUCCCGGUUCUCGGUGCAGGGAGCAGAUGAGGACGGCGUGGAUGACUCGGAUGAUGUGGUGGAGAUAUCUACGAAGGACGUGAAGAAACGCCGUAAAGGGAAGGGCUCUCAAGUAAAGGCUCGAGCGCGCGUCAAGGCUGCAGACCUGCCCAUUGAUAUCCGUCCACUUGUCACCGCUGCUCAGAACUUCCUCCGGCUUCGCCUUGCACUCAAAAACGCGUGGACCAGCGACUCCUCUGUGGCAAGUUCCCGUCUGCUGGACAACAUGCAGCUCGUCGUCACUGCCUUGAAGGAGGCUCGUGACAUGCGCGACAAGGACGGCAAGAGGGUGAAGAGUAUGCGGGUCGCAUAUAACGAAGUGCAGGAUAAGAAGGGGCACGAGGGAGAUACACUGAGAAAGAAUGUCCAAACAGUGGUCUGGACGGUCGCCUCUCAGUUUCGAUUCGACGUAAAGAAGAAAGCGAAGAGCGUGGUCGAACACGCGUACGGGCUGAACAGCCUGUCGGUUCAGCAACGGAUAUCGCUCGCCCAAUGGCUCCUCAAAACUCACCUGAUGAAGGUCAAGGGUGGCAAGCGUGAGAUCCCUAACUUCGUGUUCGGUGACAUGAGGAUUAUCUGGAACGCGAAGGAUAAGCUAGACAAGGAGAAAUGCUCUGUCAAGUCAGAGCUUCUGUUUAGGCAUCCUGCAAUCUCGGAGAUAAUCGUGCAGCAGUGGUUCCAGGGUCAUGCCACAGGCGUGCCUGUCGACCGCUUCAGCGCGGUCCCAGACAAUCUCAUCGCUUUGGUCUGCAACUCGAUAGAUGCUGCGUUGAGCGAGAUAGCGUUCGGGAAUCAAGUAGCGUUCACCAACAGGGCCUUCGCACCAAAGUGGGACGAUCUUAUGUCAAUACUCGAAGCUACGCAGAAGAACGCGCCCGACUACUACGCUGACAUGAAGAAGCAAUUGUGGGCUCGUAUAAGCUCCAGAAUUGAAGGCGAUGAUGAGGAAGAUUCGGACCAGGACGACGGGGAGGACUUCGUUAAGUGGACGAAGCUCCAGGACAUGGUGCUCGAGGCGCCCACCGCCCCCUCGUCCUCGAACGCGGGUCCGGUGUCAUCGUCGAGUACUGCGGCGAAGCCCUCGUCCGCCGGCAAACCUACAUCGUCAAAGGGGAGAACCAGCGGGGCGCAGGCGUCCUCGAGCAAGACGGUUCUUCCAGCUGAGCCUGGUGUGAGCAGCGACGGAGAGCAAGCGGGCACAGAGGGACAGGAGCGCGAGUAUAUGCCUGAUACUCUUAUGUCUUCUAGGGCUGACGUUGCGACACACAGCUGUCUGAACUCCAAGGGUACGACAGCUCAUUUAUCUUCGCUCUGGGCACUCACCUAA
Fomitopsis serialis is the source of this 2271-nucleotide messenger RNA. RefSeq lists its product as uncharacterized. NCBI's taxonomy places the organism in Eukaryota, Fungi, Basidiomycota, Agaricomycetes, Polyporales, Fomitopsidaceae. The transcript has 13 exons. The coding region runs from base 1 to 2271 and encodes 756 amino acids. The record is from RefSeq and is a predicted model, not a curated record.